Molecule: messenger RNA, 7888 nt
Organism: Notolabrus celidotus (New Zealand spotty)
Lineage: Eukaryota; Metazoa; Chordata; Actinopteri; Labriformes; Labridae
Product: bromo adjacent homology domain-containing 1 protein-like
Exons: 8
Coding region: 631-3297 (888 amino acids)
Molecular function (GO): chromatin binding
Source: RefSeq, a predicted model, not a curated record
GUAGCAACACACACACACACACACACACGCGCACACAGACUGGUGCGCAAACUGAAAGCUGCGUGCACUGUUAAUGCUGAGCGGCGGAUAUAAGCGACGUGUGUGCGGGCUGUACAGACUGGAUCUCCUGCGGGAACACUUCAGGUUUGCUCGAGGAUGGGAUAGAAGGAAAUAAACAUCCUGAGAGAGCCUGCUCGCCACGGAAAGGAGUGUUGCCUCUUCUUGCGAGACGAGAGUUGUUUGCUCCGUCUCUUCUCUCCUCUGCUCGGGCUUUUUUUAAGGGGUUUCCUCGAGUGGAGUGGCGAAACAUCGGCGACAUUCGUGUUUAUUUCCUGCAUCGUCGGACGAGACUUGCCUUACCUCCUCGUUUGGAAAACAAGGUGCCCUGACUGGCUCUUCGCACCAUUGCAAAUUAGACGAGAUAGUGCCUGUCUGCCUGCCUGCCUGCCUGCUGCCACACGGAGCUUCGGUACGCUCUCCCAGUUACGGAGCUCUGCCAUCGCACCAGUCCGGCGGCUUCUUCUUCUCCUCCCCCCUCCUCCUCCUCUUCUCCCCGCAGAUUUCUGCUCGACGGUUCCCCGGCUCGUGCAGGAGGAAGCGUGUCCUCGCCGCCCCGUGGAGAAGCAUGUGAUGACUCACGCAAGGCAGAAGGGUUCCCUCAGGCAGAGUGACAGCAGCGCUGGGUGGUGGGACAACGGCCCUCUUUGGCCACAUGGUGGCGCUAUGGGCGACGCAUGGCCUGAGCGCUCCCUGCGAUUUGGCAGAACAAAGAAGAUAAGUGAGAUCAUCAAACACAAAAAACACCCAGACAAGAGGAUGAAAGACAAGAGAGGGAGAUCAGAUCAGAAUAAAAAAGUCAACCAGAGGGGUGACAAGAAACGAGACAGGAAGUCGUAUCCUUUGCGAGGGAGGGCUGGGGUUACGGAUGGGGAGGGGCUUAGUUGCCAUGUUCUCCUGACCCGAUUGGAGGAAAGUGUGCGCAAACAGGAGAGUUCUGAAAAGAGGGAGCAAAAAGAAGCACGCCGGCAUUCAUCUCUCAAACCCAAGCCUAAAAAGGGGAAAAGAGGUGAAAGAAAAGAGGAAAAGUCAUCAACAAAAACCAAAUCAAAGUUAAUCAGCUCAAGUUAUAGCGAGAGCGUUUAUGUGUUACAACCUCGUAAGCGCAGACUGGCCUCCCUUAAUGCAGAGGCAGUCAACAGUCUACUGCUUGACAGAGCGACUAAUUUGCAGCCAGCAGUCAAACAGGCCAAGAGACAGGAAGAGCCAUCAAAUGGAGGGGCAUCCGUGGAUACAGAUCCAACAAGGACUGUUAUCUGUGGAAGUCAUAAAGUUCCACGAGGGAACAUUGGCAAAACCUCCACAUCUCACAAACUUGAACCGUGCCAAAGCCCCAAAAAAGUCAAGAGAGUCAAGAAAGUCAAGGAAGUCAAGAAGGUCAAGAAGGCCAAAGCCAAAGGACAAGAUAUUUGGGGGAUGAGUCAGGAGAGUUUGGAUGCCCCUGCCCCGAGAAGAUUGGCAGGACUCAACGCUGCAGCACUUCUGAAGUUAACCAGCUCGUCUGCAACAAGCAAACAAAGAGUAAAGUCUGUGCCCACUGCUACUGUCACAUCAGACUGUAAGACGCCUGCUGCAACCUCCACACCAAAACAGCAGGCCAGAGUCAAACCUAAGGGGCACUCCCAGAAGCAGACGGGGAAGAAGGAACCGUCCCGGCACAGCAACUGCGAAUCCUGCAAGAACAAGGCAGACUUUGAGCCCAAAGUAGAGUGGGACACUAGCAGCUGCACCCAUCGACUGACCAAACCGGGCUACCAGUCGCGCAGCAUGCUAGCAUACCCGCUUAAACAAGUGAAGGAAGAACAGAUGGAGACAGAACUGAGCCCGUACUACUGCUGUCCUCCUGAGGGCUCAGUGGAAUACUGCCACCGCUUGGCCUUCUUCCUGGGCCAGCAGACCUACGGAGAGUCCGACGAUCAGCCACUUAACUCAGCCAUGACCCCUGUGAAGCACGAGUGCCUCGUAACCUCCCCGCCCCUUCCCCAUACCCACCCGCACACAGCUCUGACCCUCAGCCCCCACCCCUGCCUCUGCACCGCUGAUCAUUGCUUCUCCAGCUACUAUGUCCACAUCGCCCACCCCACACACACUGGAACAACGUCAGCAAGCCUGGCCCAGCGACCUCUGAACUUUAACCCCUCCAGUCUCUGCUCUAAUCGGAUGACUGGCUCCAAGCUGCUCGAUCCACGGGUGUCCCACGGCUCGGGACUGCCCCACCCCGCCUACUGCAACACGGUGGCUUCGCCGUGCUACGGUGACGCCUGCGGGAUCAGUGGCUACACUUACAGAGCCAUGCCUCCUGUCACCAGCAGGGGGUGCUCUUUCAGCACAGGAUGCACUGGAUGUACACACACCAUCAAAACAGAGGGUUACUCCUCCCCUCAGGGUAAUCACAGCCCCUCCCACCUGGUGUCUCCCUCAAUGCCCAUGUCCAGCUGCCCUCUGUCCACUGUACCCACCUCCACCCAGACCAAACCCCACCUGCUGACCCCGCUAUCGGGACGGGACCAGCCCCCGGCCAGGUUAAAGCUGGCCAGGGAGUGCCCACAGAGCACCAAACCCUCCAACGGAUCGCUGUCCAUCAGCCGCACGCGGCAGAAACAGCCGUCACCCCUGCCAAGCCUCGGCAGCACUAAACAAAAGAAGGUCAGCCGUAGACGUGCGACUAAUGGCUGGCGGCCUGUUGGCAUGCCGUCCGAGAGAGAGGUCUUCAUUGCGGGAGAGGAUGAGACAGCCCUGCGGCAGUGUUAUGAAGGAGUGGAGAGGGACGGUGAAGUGAUACAUGUCAGAGACACUGUGCUGCUGAGAUCGGGCCCCAGGAAGAAAUCCCUCCCGUAUGUUGCCAAGAUAUCAGCGCUGUGGGAGGACCCCAAAACAGGAGAGCUGAUGAUGAGUCUUUUCUGGUACUACCGACCUGAGCACACCCAGGGAGGACGAGAUCCAAACGCGCACUGUGAGAAUGAGAUUUUCGCCUCUCGGCAUCAGGAUGAAAAUAGUGUGGCCUGCAUAGAAGACAGAUGCUACGUUCUCCCCCUAGCCCAGUACUGUAGAUUUUGUGCCUUGGUGAGGCGGCGUGCUGAAGGCACGCCACCCGGCAGUGCCAACAUGGUGCCCUGCCGCCCCGACUUUGCCCCCCCUUCCCACCGCUGUGUGCCCACUGAUGUCGACCCAGAGCUGGUUUAUCUCUGCCGGCACGUCUACGACUUCCGCUUUGGACGCAUCCUGAAGAAUCUGCAGUAGAGGCAAGAAGGAGGAGGAGGGGGGGGGGGGGGGGGUGUUCCCAACCGUGAGUUAAUCAUAGUGUAACUUCCACCCACUGCACUGAGGUGGUGUUGCUGAAGGACUGAACUCCCCUGUCUUCAGAGUGAAGGGGGAUGAAAUGGUUUUUGAGGGGUUCAGAUGAAGCAAAAAGUGUUUGUGACACAUUAUGAAGCACAGAUCCCUUUAGUUGACUUCAGGGGGCGCUACAACGUGAGGCAGAGCAACAAUUUUCCCUGUUUCGGAGGAGCGAGGAAGGGACAAUUCAUUCAUUAGCUUGAAGAUUUCAGCUUCCACAGCAAGCCCCCACUUUUCUCUCCUUUUGCCUGCCAGGAAUGCAGAACACCAGAGUGACCUGGGCGACUGUCAGGACGGUGUUUCCCCCAAAGCAUCUCAGCACAACAAUCAUGUUUGUUCCAUUUGUAAGCUAAGGCUCAGGAAGGGUCCGGCACUAAGGUGCUUCCAGGGGUGAACACCGGCCUGCACUGUCAGCUCAGUGUUAACGCUGCUCAACCUGCUAGGGUGAGGGAGCAGCUAAUGGAGAGUGGCGUCUGAUUUCUCCUGGUUUGAGUUUGUCUCACUCAUGUGUUUGUGUGUUCGUGUGUGUGUGUGUGUGUGUGUGUGUGGGAGAACGAGUGUUGUCAGUGUGGAUAAAUGGAUAAAUGUGGGUGUGUGUGAUGGUUUUUUUAGGAGGCUUUCAGGCAAUCAAACCAAACAAGCAGCUUUAGAGAAAGCAGUGCCACAGUGCUCUGACACUGACAGAAACAUUUCCAUCUCACAUGAUGCUCACAUACUGAACCUGAAGGGGGUUGUGGGGCGGAUUUUUCCUUACCAAACUCAAGUCUGAAGAGCAGGGCAGGUCAUUCAUUAGUGAAAAAUUACACUUGACAAAAGCCCUAAUGGUUUUUCAAACUAACUGAAGAGCCUUGUUCCAGAGGGGAUCUUUAAAGGGUCUAAUGGCCCUUUGAAGGCUUAUCAAGAUAAGGGCCAUUGUUCAUUUCUCUUUUCGUUUUCCCUUUUUUUGAUGUGUUUUUCCCCUGUGACUUGCCUUAUGACUUGCAGGUAAAGCUUUAGGCAGCUACUGUCAUCACAUGCAACAAAAAGUGGUAAAACAGGUGUACUGUGUCCCAAGACAACACAUGUUUUGUUGUGUGUUGUCUGACAGACAGCUGUGACUUGAUCACUGGACAACAUACACUAGUUAAGAGCAGCAAUCAAGUUCAAUAACAUUUUUAUUUUUUGUCAGUACAAUGUCAAAAAUAUACUAAAUAGUUCCCCACAGCCGAUUCUUUUUCAGUGGGUUGACAGAUCAGUGGUUCUUAAUACUUAGCUGUUCAUAUAAGUCAUCAGCUGUGCUUUGCCUGCUUGCUUUGCAACCUGAACGAUGAAAUUCAAGUGUCUUCUCACCAAGUUUAAUUCUACAUACAGAAAUGAUUUCCUCCUCCUCCUCAUCCUCCUUCUCCUCCCUCAUCUCUCCCUUGAUGAUAAACCAAAGGAUGUCACACACACCGGAGUCCCCUCCUCCUCCCUCACACUUCUCCACCUUGUCAGCUCUUCUGCUCUUGUUCCCUUUAUUAUAUUGCACUAAUCCAUUCCUUAAUUGCCACAUUUCUUUUACUUUCAAGCUACUGUUAUCCUACCAGGGGGAGAGUGUGUCUUUCAAGUGAGUGAGUGAGUGAGUGUGAGUGUGAGUGUGUGUGUGUGUGUGUGUGUGUGUGUGUGUGUGUGUGUGUGUGUGUGUGUGUGUGUGUGUGUGUGUGUGUGUGUGUGUGUGUGUGUGUGUGUGUGUGUGUGUGUUUUUUAGAGAAGGAAACAAUGAGGUUGCCAUGGCUGCUUUCGUCGAUGCAAACUGUACAUGUGUUAUUGAAUUAUGAAGAGUUGGCAGCGUGUUAAUCAUGUGACUUGAUGCACAACCUGUUGAAUCCAUUGGAGUUUAUACAGUAUAUAUAAAUAACUAGUGUCAUUCCAUUUGAUUCCUUGAUCAGCUCUGACAUACUUACAUAAAUAUACAGUAUAUAUAUAUAUAUGUAUGUAUCCACACUGUUAAUGUGUUUAGAGUUCAGAGAAAGGCAUCUGACGUAGCACCGUGUUAGGCGUGUUUAUGGACUGAAGGUGGGGGUUGGGGGGGUGUUUGAUAUGAAAUUGAGUUGUGGGGGAUUUCAAACCGAACUCAUUCAUUGCCUUGUAAUCUGAAAGUGUUGUACUGUUACUCAGAAAAUGAGUCGUGUCAGAGUGUGUGUACCUUUUUAAAAACAUUAAGAGUACCCGAUUGCUUUCCUACACAGCCGAACGUCCUGUUCUUCAAAAUAAGAUAAGACGUUAAAAAAAAAAAAAAAGUUUUCACCACUUUAAAGCCAUCUGUAACUUUUUCUCUAUUUGGGCAACGUGACUCCUUAAACCUAAAACAAAAUCAAACCCUGAACUUUGGGUUCUUUAUUUCUAUUAAUGCCCAGAUUCUUCAAAGAGGUAAUAUAUAUAUUCUCCUACUUUACAAUUUCUCCUUAUUAAGAAUAUUUUAUUAUGUCGAUUUCCUAAAAUGGCAUAUGCAAUAUAUUUUUAGACGUACUAUUUUUGGAAAAUGAACUUAGCAAAUCAAGCAAAGAAUAUGCAUUAUUUUUGUUUAAGUUCAAAUGAGUUUUAAGAUCAUCACAGAGUUAAUUGAGAUUUGACCAAAAGAAAGAAAGAGGAUAAUGAAGGGACUCGAUGCCAUCACAUGACCUGUAAGGUGUGUGACAGGCGGUGAAGAGCUCCCUCCCAGAUGAUUUUUGAUGAAGUGUAUAUAUCUGAACCAAGGAAGCACCGGGCACUCUUUAAACAAGCAGACAGCCAAUGCACAGUGUAGUAUUUUUGCAAGAUCUGUAAUAAUUAUAUUUAAAGUAAGAAAAAAAUAUUUAAAUGGAGUAAACAAUACGAUAUAUUAAGAUUUCAAUUUAACUUAUUUGGAAAUGCUGUGUCUAAUUGAUGAACUAUAUCCUGUUUGUUUGUGCUCCAGGAUAGAAAUUAUUUGUGUUUAUUUGUAACUUAUAAGUUUAGAAAUUAAAUGAGUGACAGUUGUUGACAGAGAUGUAAGUGUUGUUAAGUUUGUUUCUUUUAGUCGUCAGGGGGUAGAGAGCAGACCCAAGCACACCCUGACAGACAGGAGGGCAGGAGUCGCCUUGAAACACAGACAAAUAUGACCUGGGAUCUGUGCGCAGACGACUUCUUACCCUCAUGUCUAACCUGACUGACCUUAAAUGUAUCGUUUGGGAGAAUGCUGUGGCAACUUGGUCACUUGAGCUUUUAUUGAUUCAUCAGAUUAGGGAAGACAAAGAGAACACCUGAGACAGGACGGGACGUCCUCUGGGCUCCAGGUAGAAGAUCCCCUGUAGGAGCUGAUCUCAGACCAGUUCACCUCCUCUAAAUUUAGCUCAACAUUAGAGUGAGUGUCUGAUAAGUAUCAGGAAAAUGGGACUGUAUGAAAAUCACAAGGAGGGGGAGGGGGUGAGGAAAGAUGUGCGUUAAAUUAUGUACAUUUUGGAUGGGGAUUUGGUUGUAUCCUUUAGGAUAGCAGAAAGUGUGUUUUACAUUUUUGUCCCAGAAUUGUAUCAAUUUUAUACCUUUUUAGGAACUAUUGCUGCAUUGAAUCACAACUCUAACAACUACUUAAGGCCAGCACACUCAUUCAACAUCUAUUAAAAGCCCACAUUUUUAGCAGUUCGUCCUUAAACAUCUAGAACUGCAAUAUUCACCCCCCUCCAGACCAUAAAAGUUUUCAUACAGCCCCUUAUUGGAUAUUAUUAUUAAUGUUUGCAGGUGUGCUGACACAAAUUAAGAUAAAUGAGUACACGUUGUGAAGAUUCACUCAUCAGCUUAUCCACCAUCUGAAUCAGCUGAUCUCCAUAGCCUUUCUCCCAGAUGUGCAUUCACAAUGUUUGUCCCCUAGAGGGCGAAAAUCCUAUGUGUGCAAAAUAGUCUCAUGGCCACCUCCUUCACUGCUUCCUGUCCUGGUCCUCUUUUCUUGCAUCGUUAUCUGUCGGCCACUGAUGCAGGUGUUCUCUAAAAACAGGAGAUGAGGUAGAAAGCUUAACAAGGAGGUAUCCAUGAGUCAUCCUCCCAGAUGCUGGCCCGCCCUGCAACAAAAAAAGCAUGGACUAGCUGUUAUUUUUCAUGUGACUUCAUUUCCCAGCAGCUUUGCAUGGACACCGUUGCAUCCUUUGUUACCAUGACAUCAAAGCAGGGCCAGCAGUCUGGUGAGGUCAGGUUUUGUGUACGUAGGGUGGCAGGGGUCAGACGCACAGUGACCUUCGCUGACGCCACAAUUGACAGACGCACUUGACAAACUCAUGAGAUUCUGCUUUUUAUGUGGUCUGUAUUGAUGCUUCUUGUCAACAUAUAUUUUAUAUAUGGGGAGGGGGGGGUAUAUACAGUGAAAAGUUUAGAUAUUUUUGGAGUAGAGACGCUGCGUGUGUAUCAGAUUAUUGUCACUUUGUCAUGCUCUCCUGAAAAUCUGUUGGAUUUUUUGGAAGAAUUAUAUAACAUCCCUACUGAUUUAAUGUUCCAUUGAGAGAAUAUUUAUAAAUUUGAAGUUCUUUGU